Molecule: messenger RNA, 1023 nt
Organism: Aspergillus fijiensis CBS 313.89
Lineage: Eukaryota; Fungi; Ascomycota; Eurotiomycetes; Eurotiales; Aspergillaceae
Product: isopenicillin N synthase family dioxygenase
Exons: 3
Coding region: 1-1023 (340 amino acids)
Molecular function (GO): dioxygenase activity
Source: RefSeq, a predicted model, not a curated record
AUGUCCGGUCAACCGCUCGAUCUCUCCGCCUAUACAUGUGGCUCAGUCGCGCAGCAAGAGGCGUUUGCUCAAGCGCUGCUGCGGGAACUCACACAGUUUGGCUUUGUGAAACUGGUCCACCAUGGCCUCUCGGACGAGGAUGUUGGCGCUCUCUUCGACUGGACGCGGAAAUUCUUCGCUCUGCCUAGCUUGGAAAAAGUGCGACUCGCGCAUCCCGCGGGGCCUGAGCCUCAGCGGGGCUGGAGUUGCGUGGGCGCGGAGAGGACCUCCAAGCUUUACCGCGCGGGGCUCGGCGAGACGAAUAUUGACGAAGAGCUAUUCGAUGCGCGGGAGCAUUUUGACCUCGGAUCCCCCGACGACAAAGCAUGGCCUAACCGGUGGCCAGAUGAGCGUUGUCUGCCGGGCUUUCAGGAGUUCCUGGAGCGGUACUACCGCAACUGCGCGGCGGUCAGCUCAGUGGUGCUCGCGGCGCUCGAGCAGGCGCUGGGCCUGCCGGCGGGGGCGUUUGGCGAACGGUGUACGCACACGGCGAGCGAGCUCCGUUUGAACCACUACCCGGCCAUCGAGAUCGAGGAGCUGCGACGCGGAGUCGUCAACCGCAUCUGGCCGCACACCGACUUGGGGGUCAUCACCUGCCUGUUUCAGGAUGGCACGGGGGGGCUCGAGAUGGAGGACCGCGCCAGCACGGCGGCCGGACACAAGGAGGCGUUCCUCCCCGUGGCCCAGGGACCGGAGGGGGCGCCGGCGGAGAUGAUCGUCAGCAUCAGUGAGACGCUGCAGCGUUGGACCAAUGGUCGACUGCCGGCCGCAGUGCAUCGGGUCGAGCUCGCGCCGCAUCUGAAGACGCUGCAGCAGGGGCUGGUCCCGCAGCGCUUCUCCAACGCGUUUUUCGUCAAGGCCGACCGCGAGGUCUCCGUCGCGCCGCUCCCUCAGUUUCUCGCACCGGAGACACCCGCCUUGUAUGAGGAGAUGUCGGCAUUGGAAUAUCAUCGCUUUCGGGUUGCCCAGGCCUAUCGUGGGUGA